Molecule: messenger RNA, 1986 nt
Organism: Penicillium vulpinum
Lineage: Eukaryota; Fungi; Ascomycota; Eurotiomycetes; Eurotiales; Aspergillaceae
Exons: 1
Coding region: 1-1986 (661 amino acids)
Source: RefSeq, a predicted model, not a curated record
AUGGGAGGGCUGCAUGGUCGAGUGCUGCUGCUGCAAUCAAGGCGACGACUCAGCUCUGGAAACGUGUUUUCACGUCAAUCAAUGCGCAGCUUCUAUCCUGCCACAACUAAACGACCCCAUGACCCAUCACCAUCUGAGCUGCUUCGAUUCGCCUUGAGAGAUUCAACUGAGCCAAUUCAUGACUCUAAUUCUAAUGAGGCCUUAUCUGCGUAUCUUCGUGGACUUUUUGUCACUGAAUGGAAGCUCAAUGCUCCACCUGUCCCAUUGUGGACCUCUCUCAAAGGAUUUACCUCGCGGGACCAAGAGCUGUUGUGGGAUGCCAAUAUCGACAUCACCGAUGUCUCUUCCCUGCGGAGUCUAAUUGAGAGAUAUGUCAAAAACCAAUAUGCAGCAGAGAUCUUGCAGACUGGUAAUUGUUUAUUGCUAUAUCACGCUUUACAACGCUGUCAACGGAAAAACACAUUGGCAGAAAUCCUAUUGCUUCUACGUGACUUGUUUGCAAGAUUAAAACGUCUCCAGCUUCCUAUCCAGCCUGAACUGUACUCUAUAGCGUUAUAUUUUGCCUCUCUCGAUCUUUCGCCUUCAGAUCUCAGGCACUUCUUGGAUGACCACCGCCACAAGGACCUCCCAGCCCUAGGUCGCAAGGAAAGUUUGCAGGUAGUCCGAUAUUGUUCUGAAGCACUUGACUGUAGAAUCUUUGAGGACCCAUACUAUGACCCCAAUCCUAUCCUUUCUGUGACCACAGGCGAAGAAGAGCUCGUGACCAAACCCCACAAUCUGCAUGAUAUCUUGUUCUGGACACAGACACAAUCUACUGAUCAAAUUGACAACCGAUUCAAUUUUGAAAACAACGCCCAGGACUAUAUCUGUUUACUUGCUAGGCUCGGGAAUGAUGAAGUACUUCACAGAUGCUGGUCUCAUUUCCUGGAGAAUAUUCAGCCUAAAAACUAUCACAGCUGCAUUGCUGCCUAUCAGAUAGUGCUGGCUCUGAUCCAAAAUGUUCAGUCCGAAACAGCGGUGAAAUGGCUGGAGGAUAUCUCUCAAAAAUGUGGUGAUAACCUGCCAUUUAUUGCGAAGUUCCCGAAUCUUCGAUCCUUCCUUAGUGAUCCUAUUGUGGGUGAGGCAAUACCUGACCUAGUGAGAGGAGAGGACUACCUUGAACUACUUGAGUUUUGCCUUGAGGAUAUGGACCGAAGGAUGGGUGUUCAAUGGAGCCCUGAGAGUGAAAGCCAUUUCAGUACAGCCUUGGACCCCUCAGAGUCAAUCUACGAACCAUUUCAGGAUCAACUUUUGCCCAAAAUCGGUAACAAAUAUGUUGGCCCUGAUCAUGGAGGACAGUUAUAUGCAGAACUUCGCGUUCAUGGCUGUUCCAAGUCUCCGGCUGCACUGGGCAGGGUUGUAGAUAUGUUGAAUGACCACGACGGACAGUCUCAAAAGGUCAUCACUCAUCUCGAUUACAAUAUGACACGGCUUGAUGGGCUUCGCUCAAAGUUUGAAUCACUCGAACUCCGAUGGGUACCAGAACACUCACCGAUAGAAUUUUCCAACUCCCAAAUUCCGGCGCUACGCGACUCUUCUGAGCCUACCCCAUCUACCCUAGGCCUUAUUCGGGCUCGCUUGAUCAUUCAUGGAGUUCCUCAAAUGGGAAUCGAUAACUUACACUUGAUGCAACUCGGUUGCAUGGAUAUGCGGUAUGGCCCAGAUCAUCCAUGGCAGCCAUCAGGAUACAUCGUGGUUUGGGACCGUCAUUGCGGUGAACUCCUUGGGCUUUAUGUCGGGCAGGGUACCGGGGUGAUUGAUUGUGGACCAGCGCCUUCAGAUGGUCCCCUCGGUGCCUUGAUGCAUCUCACGCUCUCGACCAAUCCUGACGAGCGAACAUAUUAUCCUAGUGGCACACGCACUCAUUCUCGAAAUUGCUGGGGACCUUACUAUUUGGAUGUAGAUCCAAGUGCAGAUCUAGAGUAUGAAGUGUUUCCAUACGUGUGA